This is a messenger RNA of Ochotona princeps (American pika), 1881 nucleotides long. It is a transcript of the gene XYLB, whose product is annotated as xylulokinase. The transcript is spliced from 19 exons. Gene Ontology annotation, biological process: xylulose metabolic process; D-xylose metabolic process. The record is from RefSeq and is a predicted model, not a curated record. The coding region runs from base 51 to 1658 and encodes 535 amino acids. Gene Ontology annotation, cellular component: cytosol. Lineage: Eukaryota; Metazoa; Chordata; Mammalia; Lagomorpha; Ochotonidae. Gene Ontology annotation, molecular function: D-xylulokinase activity.
UCGCGCCACUGGAGCCGGAGCGGGAGACGCGCCCGGGACCGAGUGGGGCCAUGGCGCAGCAAGGCGCUCGUCGCUGCUGCCUGGGCUGGGAUUUCAGCACGCAGCAGGUGAAAGUCGUCGCUGUUGACGGGGAGCUGAACGUGUUCUAUGAGGACAGCGUGCAUUUUGACAAAGACCUUCCGGAAUUUCGGACGCAGGGCGGUGUUCACGUGCACGGGGAUGGGCUGACGGUCACCUCUCCGGUCCUGAUGUGGGUGCAGGCUUUGGACAUCCUCCUGGAGAAGAUGAAGGCUUCGGGAUUUGAGUUCUCUCAGGUGGUAGCCCUGUCCGGGGCAGGCCAGCAACAUGGAAGCGUGUACUGGAAGACUGGGGCCAGCCAGACCCUGAGUCGCCUGUCACCCAACCUCUCACUGCACCAGCAGCUGCAGGCGUGCUUCUCGGUCAGCGACUGCCCCGUGUGGAUGGAUUCCAGCACCACAGCCCAGUGCCAGAGGCUGGAGGCCGCCGUGGGUGGGCCCCAGGCUCUCAGCUGUCUCACAGGGUCCCGCGCCUAUGAGCGGUUCACUGGAAACCAGAUCGCCAAGGUUUACCAGCAGGACCCUGAGGCCUACAGGCAGACCGAGAGGAUCUCCCUGGUCAGCAGUUUUGCCGCUUCCCUCUUCCUGGGCUCUUACUCUCCUAUCGACUACAGCGAUGGCUCUGGAAUGAACCUGUUGCAGAUCCAGGACAAAGCUUGGUCCCAGACUUGCCUCAGCGCCUGUGCGCCUCACCUGGAGGAGAAGCUGGGGCCGGCCGUGCCGUCCUGCUGCAUUGUGGGAGCCGUGUCACGCUACUACACACAGCGCUACGGCUUUCCUCCUGAUUGCAAAGUGGUUGCCUUCACUGGGGACAACCCAGCAUCGCUGGCAGGCAUGAAGCUGGAGGAAGGUGACAUUGCGGUCAGCUUGGGUACCAGUGACACCCUGUUCCUCUGGUUGCCCAAGCCCAGCCCUGCUCUGGAAGGCCACAUCUUCUGUAACCCAGUGGACCCCCAGCAGUACAUGGCGCUCUUGUGCUUUAAGAACGGCUCCCUGAUGAGAGAGAAGAUCCGUGAAGAGUCUGCCUCCCGUUCCUGGAGCGAGUUCUCCAGGGCGCUGCAGUCCACAGAGAUGGGCAACGGUGGACAGCUAGGUUUUUAUUUUGAUGUCAUGGAGAUCACCCCUGACAUUAUGGGACGUUACAGGUUCAACGCAGAAGACCAUGAGGUCUCGGCCUUCCCCGGGAGUGUGGAAAUUCGAGCUCUAAUCGAAGGACAGUUCAUGGCCAAGAGGAUCCACGCCGAAGGCCUGGGCUACCGAGUCUUGCCCAAAACCAAGAUUUUGGCCACCGGUGGGGCCUCCCACAACAAAGACAUCCUGCAGGUCCUCGCGGACGUAUUUGGUGCCCCGGUGUAUGUCAUAGACACUGCCAACUCAGCCUGUGUGGGCUCUGCGUACCGAGCAUUUCAUGGCCUUGCGGGUGGCACAGACGUACCCUUCUCGGAGAUCGUGAAGUUAGCCCCAAAUCCCAGACUGGCUGCUGCCCCAAACCCAGGAGCCACUCAGGUCUACGAGGCCCUCCUCCCCCGGUACGCCAAACUUGAGCAGAAAAUCCUAUCCCAGACCCGGUCUGCGGAAUGAGAUCCCCGAGCCCAGGAACCUCAUUGCCCCUGCUGCUUGGGGGGUCACAGUCUUGUUUGGUGCUGUGGUGCAGGUGGCAGGACCUUCAUUCCACACCUGAGCAGUUCUGCUUGCCAGUGCCAAUUUGUGGCAGGCACUUCAGCCCUGUCCAGGACGCCCUAAAGCUGACUGCCGCCCCUCAUCCUGGAGCUGGACAGCUGUCUGUGUCCCAGAUGUGAAAGGU